GAGAGCCGCUGCGAGCUCGACGCUCCCAAGUCCUGCUGCCUUCUGACGUUUUGCACGCCGAGCUGACUGCUUGCUAUGUUCGAGUUGAGAACCCAAAGAGCCAGCACCGCGGGACGGGGAAGGCUCAACACUUCGCUGUUCGAGACGUGACUUUUGUUCGCUUCUUGGAACAAGCCUUGCAGAAGGACAAGCCCGAGACUCCGCUGUUUCCUGCCAGCCCGGCUACUUUCCGGCGACGCUGGCACAACUUGCUCAAGAGCUUGGGCGUACCUCGGAACCUGCGUUUGACACCUGGAGGCUUGAGGGCUGGAGGUUGCGUUCACUUAUACAACCAGGGGACAUCAAUCCCCAACCUCAUGUGGCAAAUGCGAAUCCGGCAGCAGACUACGCUGGAGAGUUAUUUGCAAGAGAUUGCUGCUUUGAACGCGCUCCCGGCUUUGACCCCAGAGGCCAGGAGAUCCAUCGAAGCGGCGUCUUCUUUGUACCCGUACCAGCUGCAAGCUUUCCGAGCAUAG
Messenger RNA from Symbiodinium pilosum, 515 nucleotides. The record is from the annotation of a GenBank genome assembly. NCBI's taxonomy places the organism in Eukaryota, Dinophyceae, Suessiales, Symbiodiniaceae.